AUGAAAGGUGUUAUUGAACUGGUCGAUUUACUGGAUGAAUUAAUAUUUACUAUUAUGAAAAAAGUUAACCCUCAAGUUUUAUUUCUUUGUUCAAUGAUUAAUAUCGGUAAUUAUCGUUUAGAACAACUUGCAUUUGAUAGAUGUCAUUCAAUUGAUUUAACUUUUGAUUAUUUUCGAGUGUCACAUAAAUUACUUAUGAAAAGAUUUUAUUCCAAUGUCAUGCCUCGUAUUAUUCAUGAUAUUAAAUCAUUAACAAUUAAUCUUUAUCAGAUAUCUUCUAUUCAAACUUUUGUUGAAAAUAACUGCAAUAGAACUCUUCCAAAUCUGACACAUUUGAAAAUAAUGUUAGGUACUAAACGUUCUCAAAUCGGCACACUUUAUACAAUAGGAAACUAUCAGAUGUUCUCUCUUGAAAUGCGUAAACCUCUCUUCGCAAUUACACCUCAAUUUGUUGCACUACCCGACUGCACUCUUGGGAAAAAUGUAGCUACCUUGUGUCGUUCAUCACUUAUGCAUUCUAUUCAAUCAUUAGAAUUUGAUGAGAAUCUUAUUUUAACCAUAAUAUUUGCCAAUGGUGAAUUAUACUUCGAUCAACUAAGUCGAUUAACUCAUCUUCGUAUAACUUUGUGGGGUUUUCAUCAAUGCCUUCAUUUACUCAAUCAAUUGGCCUCACAACUUCAUUCAUUCACAGUAACUAUAUCAAAGAUAUCGUGUCCUCAUUUAAAACAACUGACAAUGAUAAUGUAUAAUAAUUUUAAUAACUACAAACCAUGUAUUUCCCUUUUACAACGUUUGUCAAAUGUUGAAUAUUUAAAAUUAUUAUUCGCUAUAGGUACAGAUGGUGUUACACCGAAUCAUUUUAUUGAUGGAUCUAUCUUAGAAAGAGAUAUUCUUUCAUACAUGCCUCGUUUACGUCAAUUCAAUUAUCAUAUUCGUUCAAUAUUAAAACAUGCUUCUCAUAUUAAAAUUGAUCAAAUUCGCCAAAGUUUUCUUCAAGAGCAACAACCAUUUGAUUGUGUACUCGAUCAUUUUAAGAAUAACUAUGGACAAUGUCAAAUUUAUUCACUUCCAUUUAUUGGUACUCGUCUUGACUUUAUUUCAAAUCGAUUUCCACUCUUUGAUAUUAAUAAUACAUUCUCAAAUGUUACUAUUUUAUUACUAUUUGAUGAUGUUAAACCAUUCGAAAAUAUUUUCUUUGAACGUCUGACUCGAGCCCUACCUCGACUUCGAACACUUGAAAUAAUUAAUCAACUUGAACAACAAGAAAAAAGCCUAUCAGUAAUGAAAACUAACAUCGAUUUUCCUCAUUUAGCUGUACUUAUUUUAUACGAUAUUCAUAUCGAUUAUGCUGAACAAUUUAUUUGUCAAAAUCAUCAUCCUUCCCUAAUCGAACUCACUAUUAACAAGGAUAUAUUGUUGGCAAUAAUCUCUCAAAAUCAACAACAAGCAAGAGACAAUUGCUCUAGAGUGGCAACAUUAAGAACAUCGAAGCCAUCUUAUGAAUCAAUAGAUACUAUUCGAAACUUUUUUCCACUAGCUUACUAUGUCAAACAUGAAAACGAGUGA
Rotaria sordida is the source of this 1566-nucleotide messenger RNA. Lineage: Eukaryota; Metazoa; Rotifera; Eurotatoria; Philodinida; Philodinidae. The record is from the annotation of a GenBank genome assembly.